Messenger RNA from Juglans microcarpa x Juglans regia, 1288 nucleotides. RefSeq lists its product as uncharacterized. The transcript is spliced from 2 exons. The coding region runs from base 253 to 813 and encodes 186 amino acids. The record is from RefSeq and is a predicted model, not a curated record. Lineage: Eukaryota; Viridiplantae; Streptophyta; Magnoliopsida; Fagales; Juglandaceae.
GUUAGCCUUCCAACAAGUGUAAGAACAUUUGAUGCUUUGAAUAUCCUGAUCUUGGAGGAUUGCAAGAAACUUAAAGGAAUCCUAGAACUCCCACCAAAUAUAAAAAAUAAAAUAAAAUAAAAUAAAAUAAAAAAGGUACAUGCUAGUGGAUGCAUAUCAUCUGAGAUUUUUCCAGAAAUAUCGAAAAGACUUGUACUCAAUACAAGCAACUUGCGAGAUCUGUGUUGGAUUGGCUUGUCAGGAUGUCACAAAAUGCUUGUGAAUGUAGCAGAUAAUUCUGUGCCAAGUUCUUCAUUUGUUGAGGGACAUCUUAAGAACUGUGGCAUUAUAUUUCCAGGAAAUAGGAUUCCAAACUGGUUCAACCAUGGUAAGGAUCAGACUUCAAAUGGUAAAUCAUGUAAAAUAGAUGUUAGUUUUGAUGGGAUCAGUAUUAGAAUUGCUUUAUGUGCUGUUAUUGGGAAAAAUCCCACGAUCUCUCGGGAAAGACCCCUUCCUCAUGAUCAUGUCGAAAUUGAUUUCCAUGUUGUGUUCUGCACUCUUAGUUCACUGCAUGGAAUCCAAAAGUGUUGCAGAGAGAGAAGAGCUGGAGAAAGAAUAGUUUCUUCAAUGGAUCAUGUAUGGUUAGAGUACUACGAUGGAGAAUAUGUUGGAAUGGAGACGAAUGAUUUGAUAGUACUUGAGUAUCCUCCUGCAAUAGAUUCAGUGAUCCUUAAAAGUUAUGGAGUUCAUCUGGUACAUGACAAGCAUGAUGAGAGAAUUAAACAUCAUCCAAAUGUGCUCAUGAGGAAGAAGAUGAUGAUGAUGUCAAUUUGAAUGUACCUGAUCAUGAGAAAAUUGGAAAUUCAGGAGAUUUGAUCGAUGCUAUUCGACUAUUGAAGAGGCCCAUGAUGAUGAUGAUGAUUACAACUUUAAAUACACCUCGUACCCACAACAAGAGAGGUGUUCUUCAACCUCGGGUGUCAAAGAAACAAAGGAAGAUUUGGAUUUACAUGAGAAGUAUACUAAUCAAUGGUUAGUUGGAUGAAUACUCAUGGAUCAUGGACAGUGGUGCUGGUGGUUGUGAUUUUCACUCUUGCUUGUUCGGCACCGUGGAUUACGUCUAUAUAUAUGUUUGUAUGGGACUUUGGAAAAAAAAUUGUAGUACGAAAUAGAUGUAAAUCCAAACUUUGGGCUCUCAUUUUUAGCUCUCUAUUACAGGGUUUGACAUAGAGAAAGAAUGAGAUGUUCAAGAAAGAGAAACCCAGCUAGAGGAAGAAACCAUUGCCUUCCUUUUCUUGUCUUUUCUACC